This is a messenger RNA of Miniopterus natalensis, 2955 nucleotides long. NCBI's taxonomy places the organism in Eukaryota, Metazoa, Chordata, Mammalia, Chiroptera, Miniopteridae. The record is from RefSeq and is a predicted model, not a curated record.
CCAGAGGGCACAGGCUGCUGGGUUCAGCAGGGCUUUUCCUUCCUCCCUCCUUCCCCACAGAGGACGUGCAGAGGAACUGCUGGCACACCCGCAGUCCUCUGACCUCGACCCAAGUAUGCAGGCCUCACCCUGCAGCCACCCAGCUGGGCUCAGCCUGGACGACUUCAUCCCUGGCCACCUCCGGGCCCAUGUAGGGUCAUCCUCCAGGGGGACUCGGGUGCCUGUGAUCCGGAACGGUGGCUCCAACACCCUUAAUUUCCAGUUCCAUGAUCCUGCGCCCAGGACCGUGUGCAAUGGGUACUUCCCAACGAGGAGAGAUGCUUCCCGGCACCCAGACCCUGCUUGGUAUCAGACCUGGCCAGGCCCUGGGAGCCGGCCCUCGGGGACCCAGAAGACCUCCGCCUCCCAGCAUCCCCAGAACUGGUCAGCCACAUGGACCAAGGACAGCAAACGCCGGGACAAACGCUGGGUCAAGUACGAGGGAAUCGGGCCCGUGGAUGAGAGCGGCAUGCCUAUUGCCCCCCGAUCUAGUGUUGACAGCCCCAGGGACUGGUACCGGAAAAUGUUUCAGCAGAUUCACCGGAAAAUGCCAGACCUGCAGCUGGACUGGACCUUUGAGGAAGCACCCAAAGUGGCUUCCUCCUGUGCCACCUCUGCAGACUCAAGGAGGCAUCCAGGGCCGCAGCAAAGACCUUCCUCCCGGCCAGGCCAGGCCUCCACUGUGAGCGGAAGAAGCUGGGGCCUCUCUGAAGAGUUUCCUAGAAGUACCUUCAACUGUAAUGCUGGAGCACCCUCCUCUCUGCCCCAGACCCCAAAUCAGGUGCCCAGACGCCGAGAGAAAGCGGACAAUGUCUGGACAGAAGAAUCUUGGAACCAGUUUCUGCAAGAACUAGAGACUGGGCAGAAGCCCAAGAAACCUCUGGUGGAUGACCCUGUUGAGAAGCCCUCCCAGCCCAUUGAGGUCCUGCUGGAGAGAGAGCUGGCCAAGCUGAGCGCGGAGCUGGACAAGGACCUGCGGGCUAUAGAGACCCGGCAGCCGUUUCCCAAGGUACCGACCCCCAGGCGGGAAGCCAGGCAGGUGGCUCACUCGCUGUGUCCCCGCAGCCCAGCCUCUGCCUGGAGCCUCAGCAACCCGAAUGCACUUUACCGGGGCUCCUCCUGGCCCCUGAGUCCCCACAGAAUGGCGGAUGGAGGAAGCCCCUUCCUAGGUCGUAGGGAUUUCGUCUACCCUUCCUCAACCGGAGACCCGAGUGCCUCUGAGCGAGGGGUCAGCCCUGCCAGGAAGGAAGAAAAGAAGAGGAAGGCUGCCAGGCUCAAGUUUGACUUCCAGGCACAGUCUCCCAAGGAGCUGACCCUGAAGAAGGGCGAUAUUGUCUACAUCCACAAGGAGGUGGACAAGAACUGGCUGGAGGGGGAGCACCAUGGCAGGCUGGGCAUCUUCCCUGCUAAUUACGUGGAGGUGUUGCCUGCAGAUGAGAUCCCCAAGCCUGUCAAGCCCCCGACCUACCAGGUGCUGGAGUAUGGAGAAGCCGUGGCCCAGUACAAUUUCAAGGGGGAUCUGGAGGUGGAGCUGUCCUUCCGAAAGGGGGAGCGCAUCUGCCUGAUCCGAAAGGUGAAUGAGAACUGGUAUGAGGGACGCAUCUCAGGCACGGGGCGCCAGGGCAUCUUCCCUGCCAGCUACGUGCAGGUGGGCCGUGAGCCCCGGCUCCGCCUCUGCGACGAGGGCCCCCAGCUCCCUGCGUCUCCCAGCCUGACCGCAGCCCGGCUAGCUGCCCGUCACCCCAGCUCCCCAGUAACACCACGCAGUCCAGCUGAUCCCACCGACUGGGGGGGCCGGACCUCCCCCCGCCGCACCGGUUUCUCCUACUCCACUCAGGAGCCCAGACCCCAAACCCAGAGUCUCAGCACCCCUGGGUCUUCUCUGUCCUAUCCUGGAGGCUCCAGCCGUCCCCUGGACCCAGGGACCUCCUCCCACAACACCGCUCAGAUACACUGGACCCCGUACCGGGCAGUGUACCAGUACAGGCCCCAGAAUGAAGACGAGCUGGAGCUGCGGGAGGGGGACCGAGUGGAUGUCAUGCAGCAGUGUGACGAUGGCUGGUUUGUGGGUGUCUCCCGGAGGACCCAGAAAUUUGGGACAUUCCCUGGAAAUUAUGUAGCUCCAGUGUGAAAGGUCUCCGUGGCAACUCAGAGCCCAGCCAGGAUGGGGUGGGGAGCAGUAGCACUUCUCAGAAGGAGAGAGGACCCCCCGGCCUUCCCAACUCCUCCUCACCAGGACCUGGCAGCUGGCAUCUGCAGACAACCCGGCAGCCUUUCCCUUGGAGCCCCCUCGAAGCCCCCUGGACUGAUUCCCACCCAAAGCUCACAGGCAUUCCUCUCACAGUCCUUUUAUUUCCUCCCCUACCCAAUUCCCCAAAUAUAGAGGUCUGCUUUGAAGUGGAGACUGUUUCCAGGCCUUAUUGAGACCAGACCCGGGAGUCUCCCACCCCCACCCUGCUAUAGCGUUUCCUCUAACAGGGACUGGCUCCCAGCUUCACCCCCAUGGGGUUCCUCUAACAAGGACCAGCUUCCUAACCUAACAGAGACCAAAGGCCGCCGCUUGGAGGGGGUGCCUCCCCUUCCACUCCAGCUUGCCCGCUGCCCCCUUUGCCUUCCUGCUUCCAGCUGGGCCUGGGAGUGAGGUGGUGGGUGGACACCACACCUCUUUAGCAUUUGAGGCCUGGCAAGAGGUCUUGCCUGAAGGCCCCCUCUUUCCAAAGGUUGCCAAGCCCUGGGCCUGGGCUGUGCAUAUGUCCUGCUGCUGUAGUGCCCAGGAAGGAUGGGCCUCAGAGGUCCGGCCGAUUCCAGAUGUUUCCCAGGGAGACUGAUGUGUGCUGCCCUCAUGCCUCCCCUGCUCCCCCCAACUCUCAAGUCCCCUCUGCAAGAGAAUGUAAAAUAAAUCGGGAUACCAGGGGC